AUGCUCCUGGCCUGGGAAAUGGAACGAGCCAAUCACAUAAACAUUGCAAUGGUGGAAGACAUAAGCACCAACGGCACAGGCUGCAGGUCUGAGAGGUCGGCCGGGGCAGAGCCGUGUGGAGCCACCGUGAGCUUCCACCACCUCCACUACUCUGUGCCUGAGGGCCGCAAGCACAAAGACCACACCAGCAACGGACACAUCCUGAUGGACCUCAAUGGGGUCAUGAAGCCAGGUCUGAAUGCUAUUCUUGGUCCUACUGGAAGUGGCAAGUCUUCAUUCUUGGAUAUACUGGCCGCGAGGAAAGACCCUACCGGUGUGUCUGGGGAAGUGCUCAUAAAUGGAGCGGCACAGCCUCCAUACUUCAAAUGUAUCACUGGAUAUGUAGUGCAGGAGGACGUCGUCAUGGGCACGCUAACUGUGAAGGAGAACCUCCGCUUUUCUGCAGCUCUCAGAUUGCCCACCUCUGUUCCACAAAGCGAGAAAGAGACUAGAGUCGAUCACCUCAUCCAAGAACUUGGACUCACAAAAGUUGCAGAUACUAUGGUGGGCAGUCCGAUGUCUAGGGGGAUAUCAGGAGGCGAGAGGAAACGAACAAACAUAGGCAUGGAGCUGAUCGUUGACCCUGCUGUGCUCUUUUUGGACGAACCGACCAGCGGACUGGACGCCAGCACAGCCAACUCUGUUCUACUGUUGCUCAAGAGAAUGGCUGGUCAAGGAAGAACCAUCAUUAUGUCCAUCCAUCAGCCGCGUUACUCCAUCUACAGGCUGUUUGACACUCUCACAUUGUUGGUCAAUGGAAAACUGGUGUACCAUGGACCAGCGCCCAGUGCCAUGGACUACUUUGCCAACAUUGGAUAUCAAUGUGAGCCACACAACAACCCUGCAGAUUUCUUCCUGGAUGUCAUAAAUGGAGACUCUACAGAAAGAGCAAUGAUAAAGCUGCAAGAUUUGGACUUUGAAGACCUGAACAGCUCAAGGAAGAGUAUCGAGGAGCAUUUAGUUGAAGAAUACAGGAAAAGCUGCUAUUUCAGCAACACACAGUGUGAACUUGAAUGCAUUGUCCAAGAAAAAAAGUGCAGGUCAGGACCACUGUGUCACACAGUCAACUACAACAGCCCCUUCUUCCAUCAACUGCACUGGGUAAUGAAGAGGACCUUUCAGAACCUCCUGUUAAACCCUCAGACAUCUGUGGCACAGGUGACUGUUCAUAUUUUUCUUGCUUUAAUCGUUGGUGCCAUUUUUUACUCAGUUAAAGAUGAUCAGAGUGGAAUCCAAAACAGAAUGGGUGCCCUUUUCUUCAUCACCACGAACCAAUGUUUCAGCACAGUGUCUGCAGCAGAGCUCUUCAUUGUCGAAAGGAAGUUAUUUGUGCAUGAGUACACCAGUGGAUACUACAGAGUGUCUGUCUACUUCCUGUCUAAGAUCUUUGCUGAUAUGCUUAUGCGCACCAUCACCUCUGUUAUCUUCAGUGGCAUUGUAUACUUCAUGAUUGGGUUGAAAAGAACAUUGGAAGCCUUCCUCAUCUUCACUCUGACAGUCAUGCUUGUGGCCUACACUGCCACUGCCAUGACUCUAGCCAUCGCUGCCGAUCAGAGCGUGGUGGCGUUGGCGAACAUCCUCAUGACCAUAACAUUCGUCUUUAUGAUGAUUUUCUCUGGGCUGUUGGUGAACCUUCCAAGCAUCGUAGACUGGCUUUCUUGGCUGAAAUACUUGAGCAUUCCUCGCUACGGCCUUGCAGCCUUAGAGGUCAAUGAAUUUAUAGGUUUGAAAUUCUGUGAGGAACAUUUCACUGAAACCUCGACAAACGGCAAGAUGAACUGCACAAUGAGCACGACUGACUUGAAGUGUAGAGGAGAGCAGUAUCUGGAGUACCUGGGAAUUGAGUACACGGCCUGGGGACUGUGGAAGAAUCAUGUUGCUUUAAUCACAAUGAUGGUCAUAUUUCUGAUUAUUACCUAUUUAAAACUACGCUACAUGAAAAAGUUGACCUAA
Knipowitschia caucasica is the source of this 1992-nucleotide messenger RNA. The record is from the annotation of a GenBank genome assembly. NCBI's taxonomy places the organism in Eukaryota, Metazoa, Chordata, Actinopteri, Gobiiformes, Gobiidae.